Triticum turgidum subsp. durum (durum wheat) is the source of this 1035-nucleotide messenger RNA. The record is from the annotation of a GenBank genome assembly. NCBI's taxonomy places the organism in Eukaryota, Viridiplantae, Streptophyta, Magnoliopsida, Poales, Poaceae.
AUGGUUCAUCGGGAUCAGGGAAAGCUGGUGCAGGUGGUGGCCGCGGAUGUUGGACUUGUGGCGCCGCCGAGCAGGUACGUGCUAAGCGAGGAGAAUCGUCCGACCACUGUCGCUCAGCAAGCCAAGCCGGUGAUCCCCAUCGCGGACGUGAGCCGUCUGGCCAUGCCCGAUGAUGUUGAGGAGGCGGCCAAGCUUCGCUCUGCGCUGCAGUCAUGGGGCCUCUUUGUGGUGACCGGCCAUGGCAUGGCAAAGGAGUUCCUCGAUGAUAUCCUCGAGGCGACGAGGAGGUUCUUCCACCUGCCGCUGGAGGAGAAGCAGAAGUGCGGCAAUGUGAUCGACGGUGUCAAGUUCCAGAAUGAAGGGUACGGCAUCGACUGCAUCGACUCCGACGAACAGAUCCUCGACUGGGAUCAACUACACAAGUACACCCUAGAGAGUGGGAGGGUGACCAUGGAUGUGCUGAAGGCCAUGGCAAAGCUUCUGAAUCAGGAGGAGAACUUCUUCAUCAACAUGGUGGGUGAGAGGUUCAAGUCAUACUCGAGGUUCACCUACUACCCUCCCUGCCCACGGCCGGACCUCGUCAACGGGCUGAAGCCACACAUCGACAACUCUGUCAUCACACUGCUCCUCAUGGACAAGGACGUCGGCGGCCUCCAGGUGCUCAAGGACGGCCACUGGGUUGAUGUCCCCGUGCUCGGGAAUGACCUGUUGGUCGUCGUAGGCGAGGGCAUGGAGAUCGUCAGCAAUGCAAUCUUCAAGGCGCCAUGGCACCGUGUCGUGACGAGCGCCGACAAGGAGAGGCUGUCACUGGCGACGUUCUACCAGCCGGAGCCGGAGAGGAUCAUAGGGCCGCCGGGGGUACUGGUUCAUGAGAAGCACCCGGCCAUGUUUAAGAAGUGCCUGGUCCAGACCUUGGCCGAUGGAUAUUGGGAUGCAUUUGCAGCGGGAGAUCGCACCGUCGACUUCCUCAAUGUCAGGAUCAAUGCUGAGGCUGACGCCGAACUAGAGGCGCAUGCAGUGGUUGUAAACAACUAA